This is a messenger RNA of Manihot esculenta (cassava), 2251 nucleotides long. RefSeq names its product putative E3 ubiquitin-protein ligase XBAT35. Lineage: Eukaryota; Viridiplantae; Streptophyta; Magnoliopsida; Malpighiales; Euphorbiaceae. The transcript has 10 exons. The record is from RefSeq and is a predicted model, not a curated record. Gene Ontology annotation, molecular function: protein binding. The coding region runs from base 247 to 1692 and encodes 481 amino acids.
UCGAGCAGUGAAAGGUGUUGCACUCCCAGAUCUCUCACCCCGUCACGUCCGUGCAGCUCAACGGUUUUCUUUCCUACCCCAUCCUCUUAAUUACAAAUAAUUGACUUUCUGAAUUCUUGUUUAUCAAGCAAAGGGCAGAAGUUGGAUAGCUUGUCCAUCUUCCAGGAAAAAAAACUGCGUUUUCCUCCAUCACCACUCCCAUUUUUUUCUGCAAGCACAACUUCUCAAUCUCGUUAAGCAAAGGGAAUGGGGCAACACCAAUCCAAAGACGAGUUGCUGUAUCAGCAAGUCAAUUACGGUAACAUAGAUGCAAUCAAAGCUCUUCGCAGGGAAGGCGCCGGCCUCGAGUGGAUUGAUAGAGAUGGUAAAACGCCAUUGAUACUAGCGUGUCUGAAUUCUGAGCUCCACCACGUGGCUAAAACUUUGAUUGAGCUCGGUGCUAAUGUCAAUGCAUACCGGCGUGGUCAUAACGGGGGGACUCCUUUACAUCAUGCAGCGAAAAGUGGCCUUGAUAGUACUGUUAAGUUGCUUCUUUCUCAUGGAGGGAACGCUCUAGUAUUGAAUGAUGAUUGUCAAACCCCUCUUGAAGUUGCUAGGGCUAAAGGACACAACAAUGUUGUUCGUACAAUUGAGAAUCACAUUUGUUUAUUCUCUGGUUGGAUGCGAGAAUUUUAUGGGCCUGGUUUUCUAGAAGUAAUAGCUCCUCAGUUUGUUUCCAGAAAAGUAUGGGCAGUUAUCUUACCAACAGGAUCCCGUAACCCUAUGAAACCUUUGAAGUUGGAGCUUGCCAUAUAUUCUAGUUCACAGGAUGCCCAACCACGUACACUGAUUGCAUUGUGGAAAGCUAACUUGGAGGAACCAAAAUUUCACCUUUCUGAUCCUUCAGUGAUAAUUGUCGACCAUGCCACCAUUCCAAGAGGCAGGAGGCGGAGACGAGUGAGGCAUAGGCCACAAAAAGUUAGGCAAACACGUAUUAAACUUGCACCUGCAAAUGAAGAUGAUAGGCAGCAGCUUCAGUGGUUCUGUGAUGCAUGCAAAGGAAUUCCACAGGUAAUGCAUCUUCCUGCAUUUCUGCAUAAUUCUGAGCCUUCUACUUUUCAAGCAACAGCCCCUCCAUCUGCAGAAGACUUAGAAUUAACAAUGGCAAUCAAUGCCUCCAUCCAUUCUGCAUCUGCUGUUGAUGCUUACUCUAGUGAAGCAAGUGCUUCCACCAGUUGGAAUAACCCUGUGAAUGCUGGCAGUCAAAGUGCUCCUUCAAAAGCAACUAGCAGUCUGUGGGCUGCACAUGAAGCUGGCCCUAGUGGCAAUUCAACUCGGCAAGAUAUCCAGAGUAGUAACUUCACUACUGUGCAGACAGCGACUCAAGCCCUUGAUCCAGUCACGUCAGCUCCACCUGUCAUAGAUGAUAUUGUAGAAGAUGGUCCAGUUCACUAUCCAUCUAUCGACUCUAGUCCUAUUGAAAGGUCUUCCCCACAUAUGGAGAACUUAACAGCUAGCACACAGGAAAAGGGAGAAGAUGGCGGUUCAUCAUCUUGUGUAAUAUGUUUGGAUGCUCCAAUUGAGGGGGCGUGCAUCCCGUGUGGGCAUAUGGCUGGUUGUAUGUCUUGUUUGAAGGAGGUCAAAGCAAAGAAAUGGGGUUGCCCUGUGUGCCGAGCCAAGAUUGACCAGGUUAUAAGGCUGUAUGCUGUUUGAAUUUCAAGCAAAAUGAGAAAGCUGUUAAUGGCAAGUAUAUGAUUGAGGCACCUCAAAAGAGAUUUGUUUAUGCUUUUCCAUAGGCAUAUAUAAGGUUUAAUCCGUCGAGUGUGUCUUACUUUUCGUCUGUGAUCUCAGAUGUGGCACUGAUGAUUUUGCCACAUGACAUUGUGGAUCAACAUCAGUGUAUCAAUGAUCUACCCUGAAAUCUUAAGUAGGAUGUUUAAGAAAGUAGUUAACUGUCAGGUAUCAUCUGCAAGCGAGUUUGGCCACACUGAAGGAAUCAACAACUUCAGCAGCACCAGAUCAGUGCACGAGUGGCAAAAUAGGGGCGCAAUCAAUUAUCAACUUUUUGAAUAUUUUAUUCAUGUACUUGUGGGUUGAAAGUAAAGCAGGUCCAGAUCCUUUUUGGGUCUCUCGAAUUUUAAAAUUUUACAGGCUGUUUUAUGGUCCUUUGUGAAACCAUUAGAUCUAUGUUGGUGUGUAUAUUAAUUGUAUAGCAGCUUCUGUUUAUUAUCUACUUUUCUUUUCCAGAUGUUGGAUAAAUUUAUCUUUAUCA